CUCUCCUCUCUAUUUUCUUUUUUCUCUCCUUUCUCUCUUGUAUGGGGCGGUUCUUCUAUACAUUAGAUCGGCGGCUCCUCCACCAUGCUCUGAAAUCGCCUCCGCCGCCUUAUCACCGACACCUUUCGGAGGCUCUCCGACCAUUGAACCCCGCCGCCAAAUACCACGCCGGAGCCCUAACCCUUGAGCAUCCAAGGAUGCCGACAUCGGAGAAGUGGAGAAGAAGGCAAAGAAGCACAAGGGGAAGCAUGACAAGCCCAAGCCCUGGGAUGAUGACCCCAACAUCAAUCAUUGGAAGGUGGAGAAGUUCGAUCCCUCGUGGAACAAUGGAGGGAUGCUUGAAGUUAGCUCCUUCUCCACCCUAUUUUCCUAGUACCAAGGCAUGGGCUUCUCCUUCAAGCUCGUUUAAUGAUAAAUACAGCAGGUGGUACUCAGACGGAUGCAACCAUCAAUUGAGUGGUGGACCUCUACUUGACCCAGAAGGAAACUUGAUUGGGAUUAACACAACAAUAUUUACACGAACAGAGAUUGACACCAGUGUGUUUGGUUUGUCUCAACAUAAAGCUCUGUGAUAUCCUUAUAUUGCAUCAAUUGGAGUCUAUGUUUUCAGAAUAGAUGUUCCCCAAAAGCCGUCUGACAGCUGUGAGUUGGAUUCUUUGUGGUUUUAAGUUCUAAGGUUUAGUUUUCAAAUGGAGAUUCAAAAGUGUUUGGUUUGUUGUCAUGGAAUGAUGGAUCAUUUGUAUGGAUGAUUCGUAUUAUUUGUAUGAAGCAAAUGAUGGAUUUCUGUACUUAAUAACACAAUUCUUCUAUGGAUUAUUUGUAUGGAUAAUUUA
Molecule: messenger RNA, 833 nt
Organism: Dioscorea cayenensis subsp. rotundata (Guinea yam)
Lineage: Eukaryota; Viridiplantae; Streptophyta; Magnoliopsida; Dioscoreales; Dioscoreaceae
Exons: 4
Coding region: 42-572 (176 amino acids)
Source: RefSeq, a predicted model, not a curated record